AUGUUGGCUUGUUGGAAAUGGUCGGAACACACGCUUUUCCUGUUGUGGUUGGUGCUACACCAUAACCUAUUUAGUUUUCAGACAGUGCCAAAAGACUACGAAAAUUUUACAUGCGUUUUUCACGCUUAUGUUCAUUACAGUAAAGCCAUGCAAAAAGAACCUAAGUACCUUGUUAGAAAGAACAGUUUUCUAAUGACCGACAUGCGACUUGAAUGGGAAUAUUUAAAUUGAAUUAAUUGAAAUAAAAUGAGACAUUGUGUUAUUCUAAUUUGUUUGCAGGUGGCUCCCCAAACAAAACUGUUAUUGAAGGGAAAAGAGCGGCUGAGCAAUCAUCGACAACGAUACAAGAACUGUGCCAAAGCAUUGCAACGGCGCUAACAUUUGCAAAUAUUCAAAGCAAGCGCCACGAUUUAAUCCACACGUUUCCAACACUACGGGUGCAUCCCAUAUCAGAUCAUUUAAUGUUGGCUUGUUGUAAAUGGUCAGAAAACACGCUUUUUCUGUUGUGGUUGGUACUAUACCAUAACCUAUUUAGUUUUCAGACAUUGCCAAAAGACUACGAAAAUUUUACAUGCGGCUUUCACGCUUAUGUUAAUUACAGUAAAGCCAUGCAAAAAGAACCUAAGUACCUUGUUAGAAAGAACAGUUUUCUAGUUAACGACAUGAGACUUGAACGGGAAUAUUUAAAUUGAAUUAAUUGAAAUAAAAUGAGAUCUUUGUGCCCCAAGGACGGACUGUCAUAUGCAGCCAUUGCCUUGGAUAACCGGUGCCUAAGCUUGACUAUGGAUGUUCAUGGAAAUGCUGAGAGAUUGGGCUGGUAUGCCAGUGGGUGAGUGUGACUUUAAAAAGAAUUCUAUGAUAGAUUUCAUUACAUGAGGAAAAAGGAAAUUUGAGAAGCUGGACCUUAUUAAAGAAGACAUUAAAUGGUCGCAGCUGCCAAUUACAAACAAAAAUCAAUCGAGUAAAGGAAGAGAUUGAGGCAAGAAAAAUUGAUGUAACUGGCCUUAUGGGUAUUAAUAACAAUUGAAAUUUAGCUUUUAGAGAGCUUCCCCUCAAAGCUCAUUG
Messenger RNA from Porites evermanni, 1065 nucleotides. NCBI's taxonomy places the organism in Eukaryota, Metazoa, Cnidaria, Anthozoa, Scleractinia, Poritidae. The record is from the annotation of a GenBank genome assembly.